This is a messenger RNA of Cuscuta epithymum, 697 nucleotides long. The record is from the annotation of a GenBank genome assembly. NCBI's taxonomy places the organism in Eukaryota, Viridiplantae, Streptophyta, Magnoliopsida, Solanales, Convolvulaceae.
AAAGAGAUGAGCGUGGUGAAGGGUUUGGAUGUGGAGAGGUACAUGGGGAGAUGGUAUGAGAUCGCUUCAUUCCCGUCAACGUUUCAGCCUAAGAAUGGGGUGGACACCAGGGCGACGUACACGCUUAACGAAGAUGGUACAAUCCAUGUGUUGAAUGAGACUUGGAAUAACGGGAAGAGAGCCUUCAUCGAGGGAAGUGCUUACAAAGCGGAUCCCAAGAGUGAUGAGGCUAAGCUUAAGGUCAAGUUUUAUGUUCCUCCUUUCUUGCCCCUCAUCCCUGUGACAGGAGACUACUGGGUUUUGUACAUAGACAAGGAUUAUCAGUAUGCUCUGAUUGGUCAACCUCACAGAAGCUAUCUUUGGAUUCUGUGCCGCAGUCCUCAUCUUGAUGAAGCGAUCUACAACGAGCUGGUUGAGAGGGCAAAAAGUGAAGGGUAUGAUGUAAAGAAGCUUCACAAGACGACCCAAUCUGAUAAUCCGCCAGAAGUCGAGGGUGCAUCGAAUGACAAGGGAAUUUGGUGGAUAAAAUCCCUCUUUGGAGGGUAAAGAGUGUCAAUAACAGCAAUGAAGGGUUCAUCAUGUACUUAACAAAAAUAAAGAGAGCUUCAUAGCUGACUAGUACAGAUAUGAGCGUCUCAGAUUUGUGCACAGUUUGGAGGGUGUCUUUCUGAUGUUGUUAUUAGUGUCUGGAUGGUAU